UCAUGCCUGACAGCAAUGUUUUGCCUUUGCCUGGUUUAUUAGAGGCAGAAACUCUGAGAAGACGUGAAAUUUGGCUGGGCAAACGGCCGGUUAUCGAUUCAGGCUCUGGGGAUUCCGCUGGCCGUUCUGGAGAGCAUGUCAGGGAUGGGUUUACUGCUGGCGUUGGCGGCGCUUCUAUCCAGCCUCUUUUUCCUGGGGCGUUUGAUGUUGUCGUCGACUCUGCUAUCGCCCCUUCGUUAACCGAUGAAGAUUUUACUGCCUCUCUACCUGAUUUAUUCCCUGUGGACAACGGCUCACAUUUGCCAUCCUUGCGAGACCAGAGUUCAUGGACACCUUUGCCUGUGGCUUCUUUGCGAGCUGUUGACGCGCCUGGUCCAUCUUCAGCUGAUGUUUACCCUUCUGAUUCUUCCCUUGCUGACGCCCUUGCUGCUGAUGAUGUGCGAAGUCCUGCGAUUCCUUUUGCUCAUAUCACUCGGCGGCCAGAUGUGCCAGCUGCGGGAAUUGAUCGAUGGUGCCGUGUUUCCGCUACUCCUUCCACUUCUUCCGAAAGAGCAGCUGGCAAUCGUCGUCAUCGUCUGGCUAUGCGAGAGCAUACGGCUCUUCUACGGGCCCAUCGACUUUCGAGCCAUUCUCAUGGAGGCAUCCUGCGGAGGUCAGCUUCGAAUAGUCGUCGCCAGGGUCGUCGUCCGCAUUCUGACAUAUGCCGGCAAACUGCUCUUCUUCAGGCAGGUGUUGCUGCUGAUAUUCAGUUGCCUCUUCCUACAAGCUUGGUGAGGUUUCUCAAAGCUGCUUGGCCUGGCAGGUCCUACUACGGUGGCCCUCAUCUUAUUUGCAAGUACUGUGGUGCUUCAUACUGGUAUCAGGAGCGUAAUAAGCGUCUCAGUACGAAAUACCACCGUGUGUAUACUGGUUGUUGUCGUGGUGGCCGGGUGUCUCUUCCGAUUUAUCCGGAAUGGCCUUCCCCGUUGUCUGAGCUUAUGCGUUUUGAUGGCGGUUCUGAGUCAGAUCGGUUUAUGCGUUUGAUUCGGGAAUACAAUGCUAUGUUUGCUUUCACAUCUCUCGGUGUUCAUGUUGACAGAACAGUUAAUGUUGGGAAUGGCCCAUAUGUGUUCAAGAUUUGUGGAGUGGUGUGUCAUGAGAUUGGCUCUUUGUUGCCUCCAGAGGGUGAUUCUGUUCCUAAAUUUGCCCAGCUAUACAUUUAUGAUACUCAGAAUGAAUUAGAUCAUAGGAUGGGUAUAUUUAGUCAGGAUGGUGAACUUGAUGAUGAUACUGCUGCUGGUGUCCAUUCUGCAUCAGCUGCUCAGUCUUCAUCUGUUGUUGGUCAGCGCCGUCAAAGAGAGGAGGUACUAGGAGUUGGCUCAGAUCGUUUUUCUACUCGGCCAGCCCGGCGUCAGCGGCGGCGUAGGGAGGAACCUGAUCCCGCUAUUGUGCAAUCUCUAACUACAAUGCUCAAUGGGUGUAACUCUCUUGUGCAGACAUUUCGUAUGGCAAAGGACAGAAUGUUUUCUCCUGAUGCUCCUGAGGUGGCUGUUCGUUUAUAUGGUCAUGAGGGUGCAGACCAUGGGAAUCGGUAUUCUUUGCCUACCGCCCCUGAGCUGGCUGCUCUUAUAGUUGACGACCUCACUGUAGAAGCAUGUAGAUUCGAUAUUAUCGUCCAGAAGGAGGCUGGUUAUCUUCAGCGCAUCUCGCCACUCAACCCCUCUCUCAUGGCUCUCCAGUACCCGCUCCUGUUUCCUCAUGCUACCAUCGGGUUCCAUCUUGGUAUCAGGUACCGACAGGUUGAUGGUAUGCCAUCGACUGGACGCAACCAGGUGUCCAUGCUUGAGUACUAUUGUUAUCGUUUCCAUUAUAGGAAGGGCGAGCCAAAUCCUUUUACUUGCUGCGGUCGAUCGUCGCAGCAGCUUCUUGUGGACUGUUAUUCCUGUGUUGAAUCGUGUAGAUUGAGUUAUCACUUCUGGAACCAGACCACUCUUCGGUCUGAGACAUAUCAGGGUAUUUCUGAUGCUCUUGGUGAGGGGAACUCCAGUGGCAAAAAUGUCGGGGUGCAGUAUCUUCUGCACUCGAGUUUUACUGGAGGGCCUCGGUACAUGAUUCAGAAUUACCAGGAUGGCAUGGCUAUUUGUCGUGUUUUUGGAGCGCCUGAUCUUUUCAUUACAUUUACUUGCAACCCUAAGUGGGAUGAAAUAACUGAAGCUCUUCUUAUGGAGCCUGGUCAGAGGCAUGCUGAUAGACCGGAUAUAGUUACACGUGUUUUCAAGAUGAAGAUUAAUGAAUUUAGCGGAGACGUCAGGCGGGGCGAGGCGUUUGGUCAAGUCCAUGCAUAUUUAUAUGUUGUCGAGUUCCAGAAAAGAGGUUUACCUCACAUACAUACCCUUGUGUGGCUGGAUGCCGACAUGGAUGACCCCACGCCUUCUACCAUAGAUUCUUUUAUUUCGGCAGAGAUACCAGAUUAUGCUACCGAUCCAUUGGGGUAUGCGCUUGUGGAGGAGUUUAUGGUGCAUGGUCCAUGUGGUGAACACAACCCUGAUUCUCCAUGUAUGAAGGACGGUGUUUGCUCUAAGCGAUAUCCCAAAGAAUUUAAUGAAGAGACUACAAUUGAUGGUCUCGGUUUUCCGGUGUACCGGCGAAGUGAGAACGACAGGUAUAUUCUGAAGAAUGGUGUUCGUGUCGACAAUCGGUGGAUUGUUCCUUACAAUAUUUCCUUGCUAAAAAAAUUCCAAGCUCACAUUAAUGUGGAGUGGUGUAAUAAGACCAAUCUUCUUAAAUAUUUGUUCAAGUACCUUGCUAAGGGCCAUGAUAUGGCAAGGGCCCGGUUUCAUUCUAUGUACCAGUCUACAGGCUCUGAAUCUACUGGAAGAAAUGAGAUAGAUGAGUAUGUAAAAUGCAGGUAUUUGUCUGCGUGUGAGGCAUGUUGGCGUAUGUUCGCAUUCGACAUUCAUGUUCGAGCACCUUCUGUUGAAAGAUUAGUGGUGCACCUUGAAAAUAUGAACCGGGUUAUAUAUAGCCAGGAUGAUAACCUUGCCGACGUUGUUCGCAAUCCUUCGAAAUAUAAAACUAUGCUCACUGAGUGGUUUGUCGCUAACCAGCGGUACAUGGAUGCUCGUGAGCUUACGUAUCUGCAGUUUCCAUCAAAGUGGAGGUGGGACGCAUCAGCUAAGAGAUGGCGAAGGAGGAGGCGCCAACUCAAAUUCGGCCCUCCUAUUGGCCGUGUCUACAACGUGCAUCCUAGCUGCGGAGAACUCUUCUAUCUUCGGAUGCUCCUCACGGUUGUGGCUGGUGCUACAAGUUUCAAUGACCUCAAGGUUUACCAUGGAAGGUUGCACACCUCCUUUAAGGCAGCUUGCCAGGCGCGUGGUUUGGUUGGUGAUGACAACGAGUGGUUCCUUCUAUUUGAUGAAGCCGUUCAAUGGGCUUCUUCUUAUCAGUUGCGACAUCUAUUCAUGACUGUUUUGCUAUUUUGUGGUGUCACUGAUGGCCAACGACUUCUAGAUAAAUAUUGGCGGUUUAUGGCAGAUGAUAUAGCUUUCCAGAUUGCACGCUCUCUAAAUGAUACUGUUCAGGCAAUCCCUUCUGAAUAUUUACACAUUCAGCUGUUGCACGAGCUAUCUGUUAUGUUUGGUAAAAAUGGUUACUCCUUAUCAUCUUUCGGUAUAUCUACUGACUCCAUUCGCAAUGCAAGGUUGCUUGGCAAUAGGUUGAUUUUAGAAGAGCUACAGUAUGACAGGAAUGAGCUUAGAGAAAUGGCUUCUUCUUUCCAUGGAAGAUUAAAUGAAGAUCAGCUCUGUAUCUACAACCAGAUCAUGCGUGCAGCCCUCAAUUCUGUUGGCGGCGUUUUCUUUGUUUCUGGUCAUGGUGGUACAGGCAAAACGUUUUUGUGGACCUCUAUUAUUGCGAGGUUACGAGCCGAUGAUCAUGUCGUUCUUGCUGUAGCUUCUUCAGGUGUAGCUUCGCUUCUGUUACCAGGUGGAAGGACGGCUCAUUCACGUUUUAGGAUACCUGUUGAAGUCAACGAGCGAAGCAUGUGCACCAUUUCCCGGGGCAGUAAUCUAGCUGAAUUAAUAGAGAAAGCAACACUCAUACUUUGGGAUGAAGCGCCAAUGACUCACAGACGUUGCUUUGAAGCGGUUGAUAGAAGCAUGAGGGACAUUUUGUCUGCGAAUGAACCUUCACGGAAAUUGCUCCCUUUCGGUGGGAAGACUGUAGUUUUGGGAGGGGAUUUCAGGCAAGUGUUACCUGUUGUGGAAGGGGGCAGUAGAGCGGAAAUUGUGAACUCCUCCCUUAUGAAGUCACCCCUUUGGCAGCAUGUAACUGUCCUCAAGCUACGCAGAAAUAUGAGAUUGUCUAAUCCACAGUUGUCGGAUGAGGAACGAGCUGCUUUGGAGGAAUUUGCGCAGUGGGUCCUCGAUGUCGGUGAUGGAGCUGUGCACAUGGAUACACGAGAAGGAGAGGCUACCCCUUCAUGGAUCUCCUUGCCACCAGAUACAGCACUGCUGCCAGACUCUGAUCCUAUUUCUGCUAUUGUUGAUGCAGUGUAUGAUUCAUUUACUCAAAUGUAUUCUGAUGCAGCUUAUCUGGCAGACCGCGCCAUUGUGUGUCCUACUAAUAAAGUUGCCGACUCUAUCAAUGAGACUGUUUUCUCUAAGGUGCCUGGGGAGGAGAUGCUGUUCGAGAGCUGUGAUUCUAUAUGUAAAACUCUCGACCAUGCGGCUGAUGCGGAACUGUUAUAUCCUCCUGAAUUUCUCCAUAAGAUCGAUCCUCCAAACUUUCCGCAGCAUAGGAUUUCAUUGAAGGUAGGGGUUCCAAUAAUGUUGUUAAGGAAUAUUAACCAAGCUAUUGGACUUUGCAAUGGCACCCGUUUAAUGGUUACACGUCUAGGAGAAUGGGUCCUUGAAGCUAAAAUUAUGACAGGGACCAAUAUUGGUGAACGUGUGUGCAUACCAAGAAUUGUUCUACACGCACCAGCCACCAAAUGGCCAUUUACAUUGCAGCGUCGUCAGUAUCCAGUAAGGCUAUGCUAUGCAAUGACUAUCAACAAGAGCCAGGGUCAAACUCUUAAGAAGGUUGGGGUCUACUUGCCCAAACCGGUGUUUUCGCAUGGGCAAUUCUAUGUUGCAAUCUCAAGGGUAACAUCAAGGGAAGGGCUGAAAGUAUUGGCGCUCGAUGAAUCUGGCAACCCGACUACCCAGACUAGAAAUAUAGUGUAUCAGGAAGCUCUUGCUCAUCUAUGAAUGUCACUUCUUACAUGGUACCAUUUGUUGGCAGAAUCGGUGGAUUCCUUUUUUUUCUAGCGCUCUGCUAUGUGAUCUAGGUUCAGGGAUACUCUCCCGUUGUUUAAACCGUG
This is a messenger RNA of Lolium perenne, 5341 nucleotides long. RefSeq lists its product as uncharacterized. The record is from RefSeq and is a predicted model, not a curated record. Gene Ontology annotation, molecular function: DNA helicase activity. Lineage: Eukaryota; Viridiplantae; Streptophyta; Magnoliopsida; Poales; Poaceae. Gene Ontology annotation, biological process: DNA repair; telomere maintenance.